Messenger RNA from Didymodactylos carnosus, 5373 nucleotides. NCBI's taxonomy places the organism in Eukaryota, Metazoa, Rotifera, Eurotatoria, Philodinida, Philodinidae. The record is from the annotation of a GenBank genome assembly.
AUUUCUACACAAAAACAAAUGUUGCUACUAUGCUCAGCGUAGUCGAUUACCUAUAGUCCAUGACAUUUUGAGAUUCCCAGAGAUGUCUGCUCGGAGAUAGACACGUGCCCGGGGAAAGCAAGCCCUGCCCGAACGACGAUAGCUAGAGAGCCGGGAUUUGCAUAAUUUUGUAGAGUAACGUCCGAACUAUCUACGCAUGCAAAAAAUUACUAACAUUGUAUGUUAGUUUUCUGAGAACGGAGCUGGUUUUUCAAAGAUCCUCUGAAAAUCCGAUCUCUGGAAUUUUUUCAAAAGUUGCUUCCGCUUGUGAAAAGUUCUGCUCAAGUCUUGGCUAUUGAACAGCGAAAAUCGCAAGUCUGUAUCUCAUUCCUAUCAAAAGUUAUUCAAAAAAUGCCCCAGGUCUUGUAUUUUGGGAUGGAUAGUAGAAAUAUUUUUAAAAAUACGAUCAGUCUCUUUUUCAGUGCAAUAUUUACGAACAGAUGGAAUCCUGAAAAAAUUUCAUGGUCAACAUUUCUUAAAAGUUUGACUGCAAUCGAUCGUAUGAUUACUAAGAUAGAUUUGUGACUGAAGAAAUCUUAAAAUAGUUGACAAUUUGAUAAGUGUUCUUGUGUCUAGGGAUAUCCGCCUACCUCUGGUGCUAUAGCGUGGGCUCGUUUUUUACUGACACGAAUCAAAUUACCAAUGAUAAAAUUUCGUUCAGUUGAUCAAUUACUUCAAUCAGAAGUUGGCUUAGAUGUAAAACGAUGUUUCAUUGAACUUGGCAAUAUGAUAAAUCAGUAUGAACAAACAUUGUACGAUAGAUGGAUUGAAAUGGUUGUAAAAAAUUUACCGUUAUAUUUAAAACAAAGUUUAUUGAUUGAUGCUGAAGAGCGACCUGAUUUGUUCAUGUCAAAUGCCACUUCUCCACCACUGAAUGGACAAGGCGAUGGACAAUUAAAUAUUAAUAUUCGUUUAGAUGGACCAUCGUAUAAACUUCCAUUAUAUAUCACAAGUAAAAAUAAAUAUGUAGAUAAUAUUUCAUCAACACUUCAAAUGAAAUAUGUUCAAAAACAACAAAAUCAACGUUCAAUAGCAACAAAACUAAGUACAGGCACAGAAAAAUGUAACAUUUAUCAAUAUGUUUUGGAUCCGACGAGUACAGGACAAAAAAUUGAAAUCAAAUAUUUAGUUUGUUAUGAUCCAGACUUAAAAGAAUCAUUGACAGAAUGCAAGUAUUUAGAAACACUCGGUUAUGAAUUACCCGACAUAGUACAACAAACAACGUUACAACAUUCAAAAUUUGAAAAUCUAUCAAAUCAAUUACGAAUUAUGUUAGAAGAUUAUCAUCUACUACUGGCAUCGUUAGAUACCACUGAAGUAUCACUACUAGAAACACAUUUAGAUCAGUUACAAACGGCACUGAAACCAGGUGCAUCGCGAAUAUCUUGGGGCGAAGUGAGCGCAUCCGAAUAUGUACAAUUGUGUCAGACACAUUUAAAUCGUUUACAUUCAUUAUUAAAUCAAAUACGUAAGAACUCAGCUGAUAUUCAAGAACAUUUACAAAGCUUUCGAACAUGUGCUAUUGAUCCUGUUGUACCACGUCAUGAUGAUGGUACAUUGUAUAAUUGUCGAGAUUACUUUGAGUUUAUUGAAUCAAAACGUAAGGAAAUAAUUAAUGGUUUAAAAAGGCGAUAUGAGUUAAUUGGACCGUUAAUUACAAAAGUUGAAGCUUUAGUAUUUAAUACGAGCACGGGACGUCAUAAAAAUAUGCGAUCAUUCUAUGCCUAUUGGGAACAAGAAAUAUUUCAUGCUUUAGUCGAAUUAGUUGUGAAAAAUCUUUGUCAAUUUAAUGAGUCAAUACAUGGAAUUCCAUUAUUUAUUGUCAAUGUAAUAUUAGCACAGUCAAGAAUUAAAUUACAACCACCAAUGGAAGAAAUAUCAAAUUAUAUUCAACGAAGUGCACACGGUCUACGAGAAUUACCAAAACAUUUUAGUCGAUGGCUUCAUGGAACAUGUACUCCAUGUCCAUUACCCCUAUGGAUUGAUAAUGAUCAUGAACAUGAAAUACCAGAUUUCACAUUCAAUAAUGAUGUUCAACAUCAUCCUGAUGUUACUCAUAUGUAUAAACCAAGAGCUUAUAUUGGACGAAUUGCUGAUGCUAUUAAUCGAACACUUCUUCAAUGGUUAUCCUACAAUGAAUUAUGGAGAAUUGAUAAAGUCCUUCAUACAAACAGAUUUGCUAUAAAAAAUCGUACAUAUGCUGAAUAUGACGAUAUUAUGAGCAUAUUUUCAAAAAUCGAUCAAAAAUUAGAUCGUCAUCUUGUUAAUAAAAAUAUUUAUUGUAUUGAAUUAUCAUUUAAACAAUUUCGUCAAGGUCUUCAACAACAUUGCAAUGAUUGGAUUAAAUUAUAUGGUCAACGUUUAUACGCAAAAGUAUCACAAAUGUUAAAAGAUAUUGAUGAUACUAUACAAAAUUUAUCUAAAGGUCUUGAUCAUGAUGCCGAUACCGUACCGGAUUUAAAAUUUGUAUUAUAUAUUAUUUCUCAAAUAAAUCAACGUCAAGAAGAAUUGGAUCAUAAUAUUGAUGAGAUAGAACAAAGUUAUAGAGUAUUACACAUGUACAAUUAUGACUAUUCUCAAACAGAAUGGAAUCUUUUAUUUGAAUUAAAAACUAAAUUAAAACAAUUAAUUCAACGUUCUUGUCUAGUUCAACAUCGUCUUAAACCGAUUGCCAAUCGUUUUCGUAAUAUAAUAAAUUAUGAUAUUCAAUUAUUUGAACAUGUUAUAAAUGAUUUUGUUCAAAAAUUUGAUAAACAAGGACCAAAUACAAUUGUCAAUGAUUUAGAGAAAAGUCUAAUAGUUAUGAGAGAAUUUCAAGAUGAUUUAAAACGAAUUGAACAACGAAAAAUUGAAAUGAUAAAUGUAAUGAAAUUAUUUAAUAUUCAUAUUACUAAUUAUCCACAUUUAGCAAGAGUAAUUAAAGAUAUGCAAAGUUUACAAAUGUUGUUUAGUCUCUAUGAAGAUUUUAAAAGAAAUUAUUUAUUAUGGUCAAAUAUAUUGUGGAAUGAUUUAGAUAUAAAUGAUUUAAUCACGAAUGUUGAUCAAUUUCUAAAAAUAUAUAGACAAUUACCGAGAGAUGUUAAACAGCAAGUCAUUGGAAAAACAAUUAAAAAUUAUUUACAAGAUUUCAAGAGUUCAUUACCCAUAAUCAGUGAUUUAAAAAACAAUGCAUUACACGAGCGACACUGGAAACAGUUAAUUCAAGAAACCGGUAUUGAUAUUAAUCUUACAGACAAUGUUCUAACAUUAGGAAAUUUAUUUCAAAUGAAUUUAUAUCUAUAUAAUGAGACAAUACAAGCCAUUUUACAAACAGCUAUUAAAGAAUUACAAAUCGAAAAAAAUUUGAAAGAUAUUCAACAACAAUGGAAUACAAUGAAAUUUGUCUUACAUAAACAUUUUCGAUUUAGUACGGGUGGCGGACAACAAGAAAGAGGAUUUAUUAUAUCAGGAGUCGACGAUAUAUUACAAGCACUAGAUGAUUCUAGUUUACUUUUGAAUGGUAUUACUACGUCUCGUUUUGUUGGUGUUUACCUUCAAACAGUCGAACAAUGGAUUAAAAUGUUCUCGCUUAUAUCCGAUGUAAUAAAAUUGUGGAUAAUUGUUCAACAAAAAUGGAUAUAUCUUGAAAAUAUAUUUUUGGGUAUGAAUGUUCAAUUGGGAGAUGAAACAAAACGUUUUGAUACAGCUGAUAAAUUAUAUCGAAAAAUCAUGAAUGAAACAUCACGAAAUGCAUUGGUCAAAGAUGCGUGUACAAAUAUCGGACGAUAUAAUGAUUUAAAGUCAAUAUUAAACAUAUUAGAAAAAUGUCAGAAGAGUUUAAAUGAAUAUUUGGAUACGAAAAGAAAUGCAUUUCCAAGAUUUUAUUUUAUAUCCGACGAUGAACUUUUAUCCAUUCUUGGUUCAACUGAUCCAAAAACCAUUACACCCUAUUUACAAAAAAUAUUUGAUAAUAUUGGUGCAUUGAAAUUUGUUCGACAUGAGAAAACUGCUACGCUAAAAGAAGACAAUGAGAUUGGAUCAGAUGAAAAAUCAGUUGUGCAUAGUAUAUUACCAUCGUCAUCAAAAGCAAUGUUACCAUUGACAUCCACUAUAGAACUGACAAAAAAUGUGAAUCACAAUGCAACAAUGGCAGUACAUCAAACAGAACCAGUACCAAUUAUAUUUCCCGAUACUGAUGAUUCACUAAAGUCGAGUGUAAUCCACAAACAACCACAAAGUCUAGCUCCAUCAUCGUCAGAAGCGUUUGUUAUUGAUCCUCAGUUACAUGAACAACAACCAUUAGUACAACAAACCGAAAAACUGAUCAGACAACAAAGUCAAACUACGACAAUAGCAACAAUUCAUAGUGAUUCAAACCAAGAUGUUCCGUUAAUUGCUGUUGCCAUGAUAUCAGUAGAGAAAGAAACUAUGAGAUUUGUGGAAUCCGUAAAAUGCGAAGGAAAAGUCGAAGAUUGGAUGUCUGCCAUAUCGACUGAAAUGAAACGAUCGAAUAGAUGGAUUACUAAAGAGUCAACAUUUUAUUAUAGAUUUAAACGGUCUAGAUUGCAAUGGAUGAAAGUGUAUAUAGGUAUGGUUGUUUUGGCUGUCAAUCAGUUAUGGUGGACGUGGGAAGUCGAAGAUCAAUUCAAUAAAAUGGUAACACAACAGCAACGGUCCCCAAUGAAAACAUAUUUUCAACAAUUACAUACACAAAUAGAAGAAAUUGUUCUUGAAAUGAGACAAAUGUUGAUACCAAAUGAUUAUAGAAAAUUUGAAGCAGUGUUAACCAUUGAUGUUCAUGCAAGAGACAGCGUAGAAAUUUUGAUAAGAGAUGGUAUUACAGAGCCACAUGAAUUUGCAUGGCAAUGCCAGUUACGAUACUAUUGGCUUCAAAAAGAAGAUAAUCUCGUUUUAAGACAAUGUACUGGACAAUUUGAUUACGGUUAUGAAUAUUUUGGUCUUAAUGGACGUCUUGUUAUUACGCCGUUAACUGAUCGAAUCUAUUUAACGUUAACGCAGGCAUUAUCAAUGUUUUUGGGAGGAGCACCUGCAGGCCCUGCUGGUACAGGAAAAACGGAAACAGUUAAAGAUUUGGCUAAAGCAAUGGGUUUACUAUGUAUUGUAACAAAUUGUGGUGAAGGUAUGGACUACAAAACAAUUGGAAAAAAUUUAAAUGGCCUAUGUCAAAGUGGUUCAUGGGGUUGUUUCGAUGAAUUUAAUCGUAUCGAUGCCUCUGUACUAUCGGUUAUAUCAACUCAAAUAAAAACAAUUCAACAAGCAUUAAUGAUGAAAUUUGAACGAUUUAUGUUUGAAGAAACAGAAAUAAAAUUAGAUAGACGUGUUGGAAUAUUGUGA